ACUUUUGAUAUUCAUUAGCCAGCACACAUAGCUACCCUUCCUAUAUCCUCCUUCGACGUCGUUCCACCUAAAGUCUAGUCCAAACGUUUACUUUCGUCUCCCUGUUUUCAAACAUCUCCCAUUUUUCUAUUUCUAGUUUCAUCAUAGUCUUCAAUGUCACUCUGAGCGAGCUGUGUGUCUAUCUCUAUGUUAGAGACUGCACCGAUUUUGAAUACUUCCUCCAUCCCGCAGUUAAUAGUAGGAACGCGGUUGCUAUGGUAUUCAAAGGCAGGUUUUUCUCGUCCUCCAAGAAAUCCGAUUCUUCCAGCCCCGACGGAUCCAGUCCCCGGUUCCUUGGUUCUAACUCACCCAACAGAUCCGACAAGAAGAAGAACAAAUCAGCCGCCAAAGAUGAAUCGCAGAUUUCUAACCCCAGCAGCAGUAGCUUCAGAGGUACUGUUCUGAAAGAUGCUUCCCGGAGCAAGGAUUGGAAACGAAAAGACAGUCAAGCUCCAUUGCCGAUCGAGACGCCAUCGAAGUCUGGUUCAAUAUCCGCCUUGAACUUGGGGCCGAAGGGCAAGAAGUCGGCCGAUGUGAAGGACGUGGCGUCAUCGGUUUCACCUAUUCUGGCAUCAUCACUCGGAUUGAAUAGGAUAAAGACAAGAUCAGGCCCACUGCCGCAGGAGAGCUUUUUGGGUUUCAAAGGUGAUAAGGGCUCCUUGGGUUCGAGCAAUCUUUCCAGGAAUUGUGGUGAUGGAAGCUCAGGCUCGAAUUCAGGUUCAACAUGGUCGGGGUCUUCUCGUGGGGGGAAGAAAGAGGCGGCGUGUCAGAAAAGAUUGGGUUUUCAGGACAAUGUUAAAAGCUAUAUUCACGAUGCUAGCAAUUCCGAGAAUAUGCCAAUUGGUAAUGCACCAUCUACUGAACGGAGUCCAAGUUUGUUAGGACAGCCUCGGAUACAGAAUAUUGAAUCAUCCAACGAAGCUGGAUGCUAUGGAUCAUCAUGGGGAUUUUCUGAAGGAUUAAGAAAUUUAGAUUUCUGUACGCCAGAGCCCUCUUAUGAUUGUGAAAAUCCAAAGGAGUCUGAGUCUCCUCGCUUUCAAGCUAUACUCCGAGUCACAAGUGCUCCUCGAAGAAAGUAUCCUGCUGACAUCAAAAGUUUUUCCCACGAACUAAAUUCGAAAGGUGUACGACCUUUCCCACUUUGGAAGUCACGUCGUUUAAAUAAUUUGGAGGAGAUCUUAGUUAUGAUACGAGCAAAAUUUGACAAGGCUAAGGAAGAAGUAAAUUCUGACUUGGCUAUUUUUGCUGCUGAUCUGGUUGGAGUUCUUGAGAAAAAUGUUGAUACUCAUCCAGAGUGGCAAGAGACAAUCGAAGACUUGUUGGUUUUAGCUCGAAGCUGUGCAAUGUCAUCCCCAGGUGAAUUUUGGCUUCAGUGUGAAAGCAUUGUUCAGGAAUUGGAUGAUAGACGCCAAGAACUUCCUCCUGGCAUGCUGAAACAACUUCAUACACGAAUACUGUUCAUUCUCACUAGAUGUACCAGGUUGCUGCAGUUCCAUAAAGAAAGUGGGUUAGCUGAAGAUGAAAAUGUUUUUCAACUUCGUCAGUCAAGAAAUCUGCAUUCUGCUGAUAAACGCACGGCUCCGGCUAUGGGAAGGGAAAUGAAAAGUUCUAGCGCAGCCAAGGCUUCGAAGGGAACAUCUUCCAGGAAAUCUUACAGCCAGGAGCAGCGUGGUUUGGAUUGGAGCAGAGAACAUGAUAUACUGCCUGGGAAUAAUGUUUCAACAUCUCCUGAUGAUACUUCAAAGAACUUGGUAUCUCCUACUGGCAGAGAUCGGAUGGCAUCUUGGAAAAGAUUGCCUUCUCCAGCAAAAAGCAGCGUGAAAGAAUCUACUUUGAAGGUUCAGGGUGAUAAUAAAAAAUUUAAAUCUCUGAACAUGUCAAAAAUCAGGAUGAGUGUUUCUGAAACUGAUUUUGCUGCUGCUAAGGUUUCUGAGCUUCCUCUGCCCAGAGAUUCGCAUGACCAACCUACAAAGCACCAACAUAAACCUUCUUGGGGUUGGGGUGAUCAACCAACUGUAUCUGAUGAGAGUUCAAUAAUAUGUCGAAUUUGUGAAGAAGAAAUUCCUACUGCAAAUGUGGAAGAUCAUUCAAGAAUUUGUGCAGUUGCUGAUAGAUGUGAUCAAAAGGGUAUAAGUGUUAAUGAACGUCUACUCAGAAUUGCUGAAACUUUAGAGAAGAUGAUCGAGUCUUUUACGCAGAAGGAUUCUCAGCAUGUAGGAAGUCCGGAUGUUGCAAAAGUUUCAAAUUCUAGCAUGACCGAAGAAUCUGAUAUUUCCCCAAAACAUAGUGAUUGGUCCCGCAGGGGCUCAGAAGACAUGCUAGAUUGCUUCCAUGAAACUGAUAGUUCUGUAUUCAUGGAUGACUUAAAAGGUUUACCUUCCAUGUCUUGUAAAACUCGUUUUGGUCCAAAGUCUGAUCAAGGUAUGACAACAUCAUCGGCUGGUAGCAUGACUCCUAGAUCUCCUUUAUUAACACCAAGAACCAGUCAGUUUGACUUGUUUUUGGCAGGAAAAGGUGCUUACUAUGAACAUGACGAUCUUACGCAGAUCAGUGAUUUGGCAGAUAUUGCACGUUGUUCAGCUAAUACACCUCUGGGGGAUGAUUGCUCGAUGCAGUAUCUGCUAACAUGCCUUGAAGACUUGAGAGUUGUCAUUAACCGCAGGAAGUUUAAUGCACUGACAGUUGACACUUUUGGCACUCGCAUUGAAAAGUUAAUCCGGGAGAAGUAUUUGCAACUUUGUGAGUUGGUGGAUGAUGAAAAGAUCGACAUAGCAAGCACUGUCAUUGAUGAAGAUACUCCUCUUGAAGAUGAUAUUGUUCGUAGCUUAAGAACUAGUCCCAUCCAUUCUUCAAAGGAUCGUACAUCAAUUGAUGACUUUGAGAUUAUAAAACCAAUCAGCCGUGGGGCAUUUGGUCGGGUUUUCUUGGCUAAAAAGAGGACUACGGGGGAUCUUUUUGCAAUAAAGGUUUUGAAGAAAGCGGAUAUGAUUCGGAAGAACGCGGUUGAAAGUAUUUUGGCAGAACGUAAUAUUUUAAUUUCUGUGCGCAAUCCUUUUGUGGUUCGCUUCUUCUACUCUUUUACUUGUCGUGACAAUUUGUAUCUUGUGAUGGAGUAUUUGAAUGGAGGAGACCUUUACUCUUUGUUGAGAAAUUUGGGCUGCUUAGACGAAGAGGUUGCUCGUGUAUAUAUCGCAGAAGUUGUUCUUGCAUUGGAGUAUUUGCAUUCACUUGGGGUUGUUCAUCGGGACUUAAAGCCUGAUAAUUUAUUAAUAGCACAUGAUGGCCAUAUUAAGCUGACAGAUUUUGGGCUUUCCAAGGUUGGUCUAAUCAACAGUACUGAUGACUUGUCUGGACCAGCUGUUAGUGGGACCACUCUUCUUGGCUAUGAUGAGCCUACCAUGUCUGCUUCCGAGCAUCAACAAGAAAGACGGAAAAAACGUUCUGCUGUUGGCACACCAGACUAUUUGGCACCCGAGAUACUAUUGGGAACUGGACACGGCGCCACAGCUGACUGGUGGUCUGUUGGGAUCAUUUUAUUUGAACUUAUUGUUGGCAUUCCACCCUUCAAUGCAGAGCAUCCCCAGACUAUAUUUGAUAACAUUCUCAAUCGUAAGAUCCCUUGGCCUCAAAUACCUGAAGAGAUGAGCCAUGAUGCUCAAGAUCUAAUUGACCGAUUAUUGACGGAAGAUCCCCACCAGCGACUUGGAGCUAUAGGUGCAUCAGAGGUGAAACAACAUAUGUUCUUCAAAGAUAUUAACUGGGACACGCUUGCUCGACAAAAGGCUGCAUUUGUUCCAACAUCUGAAAGUGCUCUUGAUACUAGUUAUUUUACAAGUCGCUAUUCAUGGAAUCAUUCAGAUGAUCAUGUCUAUCCACACAGUGAACUUGAGGAUUCGAGUGAUGCCGAUAGCUUGAGUGGUGAUAGUUGUUUGAGCAAUCGUCAAGAUGAAGUGGGAGAUGAAUGUGGGGGUCUUACAGAUUUUGAGCCCGGUGCUUCUGUCAAUUACUCAUUCAGUAAUUUCUCUUUCAAGAAUCUCUCCCAGCUCGCAUCCAUCAACUAUGACCUGCUUUCCAAGGGUUUGAAGGAUGAUCCUCCCAAUCAUGAUGCAUAAAUGUGUUAAUCCUCUCAUAAUUGCUGAGUACUUUUAGGCGAUUGGUUCGGUAUUCGUCCUUUUAUUUGUAAUGUUCUGUACAUGUUCGUAGACAGACAUAUUUUAGAGGCUAUAUCUUGUUCGAGAUGCUCUCUUCCAAAUUAUAGGCGCCAUCUCCAGAACCAUGUGGCCUUCAGUUUUCAUUUUCCCUUUGUUUCACUUCUCUUUCUUCAAACUCACCUCACUGUGAGUUCAGAACUUCAAUUUUCCAUUGUUUAAAUUGUCCAACUGUUUUACCUUUUUUCUGACAAUUCGUAUAUUUAUGUAUUUGUAAUAUAUUAAUUAUAUAAGAAAGAGAGGCACCAUUGUGUACAGCAUUCCUUUGGCAUACACCCUGACCAUAUUAGUAUAUGACGAAAGGAAGUUGAAAAUAAAUUCACAGGCGUUUGUUUC
This is a messenger RNA of Cucumis sativus (cucumber), 4583 nucleotides long. Its product is annotated as probable serine/threonine protein kinase IREH1. The coding region runs from base 255 to 4151 and encodes 1298 amino acids. Gene Ontology annotation, biological process: intracellular signal transduction; peptidyl-serine phosphorylation. The transcript is spliced from 18 exons. Gene Ontology annotation, molecular function: protein serine/threonine kinase activity; ATP binding. Lineage: Eukaryota; Viridiplantae; Streptophyta; Magnoliopsida; Cucurbitales; Cucurbitaceae. The record is from RefSeq and is a predicted model, not a curated record.